This is a messenger RNA of Penicillium macrosclerotiorum, 858 nucleotides long. RefSeq lists its product as uncharacterized. NCBI's taxonomy places the organism in Eukaryota, Fungi, Ascomycota, Eurotiomycetes, Eurotiales, Aspergillaceae. The record is from RefSeq and is a predicted model, not a curated record. The transcript has 2 exons. The coding region runs from base 1 to 858 and encodes 285 amino acids.
AUGCUCUUCGACCUUCUCCUCAGUGGAGACGGAUUCGCUCGCCUCCUUAGCGGGCUCGGAGAUUUCCUCGGUGGUCUCCUGGGGGGCAGUCUCCUCGGCUACAGGCUCCUGGGAGGCUCCUCGGCGAUAGUCUCUACAGCAGGAGCUUCCUCCGCAAUCGCCUCCUCUGGCUUAGCCGCAUCGACAGUAGUAGACUCGGGGGCUUCGACGGUUUCCGGGGCUGUUUCUGUCUUCUCGCUGGUGGUAGACUCAGGAACAACCUCUUCGGCCACCGUCUGCUGGGCGGCCUCAGAGGGCUUAGACUCUUCGACGGCGGGCUCGGGAGAAGAUUCCUCGGUAACCGCAGGCGCAGCCUCAGACUUUUCUUCAGUUGAGGGUGCUUCUGUAGCAGGCUCAAGGGUAGGUUCUUCUGCUACGACUGAUGUUGGCUCGGAUUUCUCCUCGCUCAAAGCGGCCUCCGCAGGGGCAUCUUCCUUUACAAACCCGGAGGAUGUAGAAUCCUCCAGGACCGGUUCAGCAGGCUCCUCGGUAGUGGGGGCUGUCUGCUCUGGCUCCUUUGCAAGAGCAGACUCGGCGGCGGGCUCUUCGACCUUUGUCUCUUCAGUUGCCUCCUUUGUAGCUUCCGCGGUCACAUCGGAAUCCUUCGGCUCGUCGCCCGUUUCAGCUAGUUCAACUGUCUCGGUCUCUGGCGCAGAGGGGACCUCAGUGGCCUCAGCAGGUUGCUCAACUUCGGCGGCGGCAUCGGAUGGAUUUUUCUCGGGAAUUUCGGUCGACUCGGACGUCUCGUUGGCGAUAUGGUUAUCCUCCGCCUUCACAUCGGUCUCCGUCGCAAUAGUCUCCGUUGUCUUUUCGUCCUGA